Molecule: messenger RNA, 327 nt
Organism: Protomyces lactucae-debilis
Lineage: Eukaryota; Fungi; Ascomycota; Taphrinomycetes; Taphrinales; Protomycetaceae
Product: ribosomal L27 protein-domain-containing protein
Exons: 1
Biological process (GO): translation
Cellular component (GO): ribosome; mitochondrial large ribosomal subunit
Molecular function (GO): structural constituent of ribosome
Source: RefSeq, a predicted model, not a curated record
AGUCAAGUACGUUAUGCGACGAAGAGAGCCGGAGGAAGUGCAAGAAAUAACAGAGACUCUGCUGGUCGCCGACUCGGUGUGAAGAUUUACGGCGGACAACGAGUGCGGACUGGCAACAUUAUCAUUCGCCAACGAGGGACGGUAUGGCACGCAGGCGAGAACACUGGUCUUGGCAAAGACCAUACUAUUUUUGCAAUGGAACCGGGAUACGUCAAGUUUUACAAGGAUCCAGCACAUCCAAAGAGGCAAUUUGUCGGCGUAGGACUGUCGAAGGAGCAAAAGCUGCCAAAGCCUAUUGGCGCGCCUCGAGUUCGCCGUCUGGGACUA